Cyprinodon tularosa is the source of this 2444-nucleotide messenger RNA. Its product is annotated as nuclear factor 7, ovary-like. Bases 23 to 1396 code for a protein of 457 amino acids. Gene Ontology annotation, molecular function: zinc ion binding; protein binding. The record is from RefSeq and is a predicted model, not a curated record. NCBI's taxonomy places the organism in Eukaryota, Metazoa, Chordata, Actinopteri, Cyprinodontiformes, Cyprinodontidae. The transcript has a single exon.
CACUGUUCCAGCUGUGGUGUGGAUGCAUGAAUCACUGAUUUCCUCCCAGGAGAGUUUAUCAUUGAAAACAGUGAUGUCUGUGAUUUUGGACGACGAUCUUCGCUGCUCCAUCUGCCAGGAUACCUUCAGGGAUCCUGGCGUCCUGUUCUGCAGCCACAGCUUCUGUAGAUCCUGCAUGGAAAGCUGUUUGCAUGGUAAAGACAUACUGGAGUGUCCUCUUUGUAAGAAGAAUAGAAAAGUUGCUCCAAAGCCAGAGGUUAUCUGCCGUCUCCACGGUGAGAAAUUCAAACUCUUCUGCGUGGAGCACAGGGAGCCUUUGUGUCUCGUUUGUCAGCAUUCAGAUGAACAUGCUGGACACAGAUUCAAACCAAUCAGUGAAGUUGCUGAGGGGCAGAAGAAAGUGCUCAGAAAGGCCCUGGGGCCCCUACAGCAGAAGCUGAAGGUCUUCAGAGAGGAGAAAGGAAACCUGAAUGAGACGGUGAAGCACGUUAAGCUCCAGGCUGAACAGACGGAGGGACGGAUCAGGGAGCAGUUCAGGAAGCUACGUCUGUUUCUCCAGAGGGAAGAAGACACCAGGAUUGCUGCUCUGAGGACAGAAGAAAGCAAGAAGAUCCAGACGUUAAACCUAAAGAUUGAUGCCCUCAAUAAAGAGAUUGCUGCUCUUUCCAGGAGCAUCAAUGAAACAGAAGGAAUGCUGAAAGCUGAGGAUGCUUUGUUGCUGCUGAAAUUCAAGACUGCUGUGCAAACUCUCCGACAGCGCCCCCUGCUGGACGACCCGCAGCCCGUCUCAGGGGCCCUGAUAGAUGUGGCCAAACACCUGGGAAACCUCCCCUUCAACAUCUGGAGCAAGAUGAAACAUCUGGUGUCCUACACUCCUGUGGUUCUGGACCCGAACACGGCCAACUUUGAGCUCAUCCUGUCCGAGGAUCUGACCAUGCUGAGAUGCGGACAGAAACAGAACCUCCCGGACAACCCAGAGAGGUUCGACUUCUUCCGCAUCGUCCUGGGCUCUGAGGGCUUCAUGUCAGGAAUCUACAGCUGGGACGUUGAUGUUGGAGAAAACACAGACUGGUUUGUGGGCGUCGCUUCACAGGGAGUCCAGAGGAAAGGAAUUCAUCCGACCCGUCUGUGGAGAAUAGGGUGCCUGGAUGGGGAAUAUGUCGCUCGGGCCCUAUCAGAACCUUCCCUUGUUCUGUCUCCAGUCGCAAAGCUAAGCAGGAUUAGAGUCCUUUUGGACUGGAACAGAGGAAAGCUGCUGUUCCUUGACCUUGAUACCAACACACUCAUUCACACCUUCUCCUAUACAUUUACAGAGAAACUCUUCCCAUAUUUCAACACGCUGAAUGAAACGCCACUGAAGAUAAUCCCAGAAAAGUUCUUUGAAAACCUGAGUUGAAAUAGAAAUCAUUGGAGGCAGUUCUGGAGAACCAGCAGCACAAACAUACAGAUGGAUGGAAGUGACUUACUGGAAGAAUUUAUUUAACACUUAAAUCUCAGGGCUUAUUAAAUAGAUAUAUUUAAAUAAAUGUGUAUUUAGAUAAAGUCAUUUGAACUGUAAAUGAAAACAUAAAAUUUGUACCUAAAGCCAGGCAUACACUGUACGAUUUUUUCCCCAUUUUGGGACGAUUCUCCAGUCGUGCGAGGAUUGUUUGAUCAGGCCGAGUCACGUCAAUGAUGUUUAAAAUUCGGUCGGCCAUCGUAAGGUGUUGGUGGGUAAAUUCUGCCGUUGAAGUAAAGCUACGAGCCGAUUUACCAUCACCUUGAGCACUGCGCAUGUGCAAACAAGGGAGUUCUUCUUCUUCUCACAGAUUGACGAGUCUGACCAGCCCCAUCUUUCGGCGCUGAGCAGACAUCUUGUUUUUGGACCUACAGUGUGAGCACAAACAUCAUGCAUGUGGCUGCGUGUAACGAUUGAUAAUAUUGCACACUGUAUGCCCGGCUUAAACACAGUGGCACUUUAAUUAUGCAAUUCUUGCAAGAAUGAGAAGAGAGAGGUUCACUCCUGCGUCCUACUCAGCCUGCUCUGCUCUAACAGAGGUGCACUAAGUUUUUAAACCUCCCCCAGAGCUAAAGUUGUCACUGAGAACAGCUUGGAUGACAACAAGACAAAAACAGUCCCUGAGUGGUCAGAUGUGUACUGGACCCGGCCAAUAUUCACAACUGGUUAAUCUGCCAAACAUAAAAGAAAACACUGUAACUCCUGAAGAGACCGGUGAAAAGCAGCAGCAAGUCUAACCAAUAAAGACUGGACAUAAAGGGGGAUAUGUUGUGCCAUAAAACAUGAGGAACCAAUGUCCAUGUUUCCUCUGAACAUGAUAACCGGAGAAAAAGGAUGCAGGUUUGGCUCAUGGGGCAGCUGUCAGAACUCUAUCCUCUGCUCUGCAACCCCCUCUCUGCCAACUGGCUCUUCAGCGAUUUAAUCGAGUGCAUGCAAAGAAAACAUG